AAAUGCAAACAAUCAUUCUGUUAGUCGGCGUGAAGUGCUCGUGUCUAUUAGACGUUUUAUUUCGUCCUCAAUAAAGUUUGUUUGAAAUUUGUUUUUUUUGUUAUUUAAAGUACUGGAUAGUGUAUUUAAAAAAAGAACAAUAAUAAUAAACAACUUUUGAGUGGUUAAUUAAUAAAAAUUGUUGAAGAAUAAGUAUUAAAUUUUGUGAAUAAACGAGAUUACAACAUUUUUAGGCCGGGCUCAGGAAUUUUGUACCGCGUAAACAUUGUGAAAUCUCUAGUGCUUUUUUUUUUGUGAUUAAUAAUUUAUUAUACUAAUUAAGUGUUCAAAAAAUUUUUGACGGAUUGUGAACGCACAAGUGUACAGCCAGACAACCUUGCAUGACCGGUUUUUUCAUAACAGAAAAAUGCUGCCAAGGAAAAGAAGCACAUUGGUCUUAACAAUAUUGUUCCUGAUAAAGUCAUCUGAACAGCAUGGCUCAGGAGCUCCUCCUGGGGCUUGCAUCGACCAGCUACCACGACAUUCAACAAUCGAGCCACAGUCCACUGUACCCCCGUACCUGAUACUCACAUCAUCGUCCCAAGUCCGGCAGGGAGACACCCUGAAUGUGACUAUAGGGAGUCCAGCGGGGGCGCCCGUCCCCAUUGGAGGGUUCAUAUUACAAGCCAGAGAAAUACAAAACCCAGAUAAGAUUGUGGGCAAAUUCAUCAGUGUGCCAGACCCCGCGGCCACCCACAUCAUCAACUGUAGGGGCAACAAUGAUACCGUAACGCACUCAUCACCCGAUGAUAAACCGGCCAUGACAUUCCAGUGGCAAGCUCCUACCGACUUCUUAGGCGGUAUUGAAUUCAGAGCAACAGUAGCCCAAACAUACGCAAUGUUCUGGAGGAACGUGGAAUCGCCUCUGGUGGAAGUGGUGACACCAGACACCAUUAUCACCACGCUGCCUCCCAGUCCAACUACAACCAGUACCAUAAGAGAGCCGCCGGUUAUCAUGGAGUCUAAGCCAAAACCUGCAAUGCAGAAACGCGAUACAAUCUACGAGGGUUGCGCAGAUACAAAACUAUGCUUUGGUGUACCACAGAACUGCAUCCCUAAAGGAGAUUGCAAGGCCAUUGUUGCCAUAUUCGUAGCAGGAGAUGUAUACACCUUCGAAAUCCAGGGUACAGAUAAUCCAAAAUAUAUCGCAGCCGGAUUAAGUACAGAUAACAAAAUGGGAGAUGACAGUGCAAUGGAAUGUGUGAGGAAUGAUAACGGCAGAGUCAGUCUAUUCACGUCCUGGACUUACCCGAAGGCCGAGCCCUACGUACGAAGGUCUGAUUCUCCUCAAGAUAUAGUUCAGCUGUUGGAGUCUUCGAUUAUUGAUGGUAAAUUGUACUGCAAGUUCAGAAGGGACACCGUAUCAGUUGUGAAAGGGCAAACUUUCGAUCUCGCAAACAAUAAAUAUAAUUUGAUGGUCGUAUCUGGAGAUAGCAUGAAAGAUCCCGAUCGCGUGGGAUUCCACUCGAUAGCUUAUGAGUCAACCGGUGAACCGUUGGCUUUGUCCACGGUUGGGUCAGCGGCUGGUGCCUCCAAGUUGUUGCUGAAGCUCCACGGAUCCUUCAUGUUGGCUGCUUGGUUAGGAACUGCCUCUUUGGGCAUCUUGCUUGCCAGAUACUUCAGACAAGUAUGGGUCGGCAAACAGCUCGGUGGCAAGGACAUCUGGUUUGCUUACCACAGGAUCCUGAUGGUGGUGACCUGGUUACUGACAGUAUGCGGGUUCAUACUGAUCCUGGUGGAAGUUGGCGGCUGGUCCACCACUGGCGACAACCCUCACGCUAUCACUGGCAUAGUUACUGUCGUGUUGUGCUUCAUACAACCAAUUGGUGCGUACUUCAGACCGCAUCCUGGUACUAAGAAGAGGCCAAUAUUCAACUGGCUACAUUGGCUUGUCGGCAACGCUGCUCAUAUACUUGGGAUCGCAACAAUAUUCCUGGCAGUGUAUCUUCAAAAAGCGGAAUUACCUUCGUGGAGCGUCUACAUACUGGCCGCUUUCGUCGCAUUCCACGUUAUCAUGCAUUUCGUUUUAUCGCUGAUCGUGUGCGUCUCCGAAGGUCGUAUUAGCAACGGUCGAGUGAACACAUUCCCAAUGAAGGACAUGCUGGGCUCGCGCCAAGCGUCUCAGGUCGACAGGAAUACAGAUGCACCGUUCUCCAGUUUCAGGAAGCUACUACUUGGAAUAUACGCUCCAAUCAUUAUACUAUUCGCCGUGGCCAUGAUUUGUCUCGUCGCGUUAGCUCCCAUAGCAGAGACUUACACCACUUUGAUGGGAGCAUAAUAUAAGGUUUCUUAAUUACGACCAAAUGAAUUUAAAUGUAUGAGGGCAUCUUGACACAGUGUUUCUCAAACCUAUGAUGAUAAAGUGACCUUGAGGUGUUUUAUUUAUUAAUUUAUAGGAUCACCAACAUAACCCUUUCAGAUCUGAACGAUACGGGCGUGAGUUGAACUUAAAAAAAAAAUCUAAAACAGCGCGCAAUUCAUUUUUACGCACGAAGCUGAAAUAACAUGAUAGUGAGAUUCUAAACCAGCCAAUAAGAAAUCAUUUUAUCGGUUAGGUGGUGCAGUAGUCUCGUGCGUGCCGGCAAGAUGGCUUGGCUCCAAAACACGAAAAUAUAUUUAAUCUGAAAGAAAAAAAAACUUGGGUCUGAAAGGGAUAAGACAUUAAACAUUUCAAUACAAUAAAUACACUGGCAGAUUAUAUCUAACUGUUCUUACAUUUAUGGGCAACCACAGCAUGCUUUGUGUUUGAUAAACAUUAAAAUGGAAUUAAAUUAUUAAAUGUCAUUAAAUAAAUAAAGAUAUUAACAAUAUGAAUAAUACGAACAACAUCUCAGACGGUUGGGAUUCCGAGGCGGCUCACUCCCGGGAAAGAUGCAGAAAGCGGUGCUCUUAGAUUCUGCUCGCAUUGUACGCCGGUUUUUCUCCCUGAGGCCCUGAACCCGGGCCGACUGUGCUUCUGCCGGGGGUUAGUUGCCAUCUCCUCUCCUUAAGAGGGGAGACGAGAAUUUGAAUAAAAAUUGAAUAAUAAUAUAAUUCAUAUUGAAUUUUAAAAUAUGCAACCACUUCUUUAUUGUACUUAAUAUUUGUGUUAUGAUAUUGACGUUAUGCAUUUUGGAGCAAGGAGUUCUAGGGGAUCUCAAAAAGGUCAAGACUUAAAACACUGUCAGAGUAUUAUGCAGUAAGUGCAUUCACAAUAGGAUUACUCAAUUAGUAAACUUUGGAUAAAAUAUCAAAAUCCUCUCAAUCUAAAGGUUAAGAGUUGAAAAGCUGGAAGAGAUCCCUUUUAGCGAUGAGGCCGUCCACUGUUUUCUCGCUGUGUAAACUAAAAUAACUUUUUGUAAUUGUUUGCAUCUAUAAUAGAAAGAAAAAAAAAUUAUUGCCAACAACAAAAAGAGUUACACUUAUUAACAAUAGAAAACAAUAUUAGGAAGUUUACUAUUGUAAUAUUUUAGAGCAUACAAUAAAGAGAUAUAAUAGAUAUAUCUAUCUAUUAUAAUUCUAUGCAUAUUUUUAUACUACCAUAUUUUAUAAGAGCACAUUCUGGAAGUCACGUGACUUUUAAAUUCAAACUUUGAGAAACACUGCAAAAGGUAUCAAACCAAUGACAUUAUUAUAAAUAUUUAAGCGCAAAAAUGAAUAUGAUAUGUACCUACUUAUUUGUAAACAUUUUGUAUAUGUUGAAAUUUUAAAUUAGAAUCUUCAUAAGAAAGUAGGAAAGUGAAUGGAAAUUUAUAUGUAAUUUAAUUUCAAGGAUUUUUAUAUAACACACUUUUAUGAAGGAUUUUCUAAUAUAAUUUUAUAGGUAGUCUAACUUAUAAUAAUUAUUUGUAAAUAUACUAUAAAUACUUAUAUUUAGAGUUUAAUUUUGAGAAUUUUAACCAAAUCAUUUCUACCUACUUACAGUAAAUUAGGUCAUAGUUUUUAUACAGUAAUUUUUACAAUCAAGAAAAGGAGCAAGAUUUUAUCUUUUUUAAUUCCCUAUAAACAUACUAAAAUAUUAUGAAUCAUGUAGAGAUAAAUGUGUAUAAAAAACCAUUAUGAAUAAUAAAUAAGUAAAUAGUAAAAAAAGGAAUUAUUUGGCAGAAAUGGAGCAUUGCAUGUCACAUAAUUGUAGUGCAUUUGAUAUUUCAAUUUUGAUCCUUCACGUGGAAUAAAAUAGGCACUAAGAAAUAAGUAUUAUUAUUUUAUUCCUCUAAUUUAUUUUUAUAUAAAAAAAGCAUUAAAACAAAAAUAACUAAGGCACAUUCAUGUAUAACAGUUUACAUUACUGGUUUGAAAUACCAAAAUUUUAUAUAAAUAAACUAUAUGUAACAAAUCCGUCCUAUAAAAGAUUUUUAAAAAUAAUUAUAAUGCAGAAAUGUCUAUUAGUAAUAUUAAAUAUAUUUUAUUGUAAAUAUAGUCUUAAUGAAUGUUUAAAAAUAAACAAAAAUAUAAAAACAAA
Molecule: messenger RNA, 4480 nt
Organism: Galleria mellonella (greater wax moth)
Lineage: Eukaryota; Metazoa; Arthropoda; Insecta; Lepidoptera; Pyralidae
Product: putative ferric-chelate reductase 1 homolog
Exons: 13
Coding region: 407-2317 (636 amino acids)
Molecular function (GO): oxidoreductase activity, acting on metal ions
Source: RefSeq, a predicted model, not a curated record